AAACCCCUGAGGAAGAGGAGACGCCGCGGCCGAACCCCAUCCGCCACUCCCUCCCUCCUCCUCCUCCUCCCCCACUCGUGCGUCCCUCCUCGGACGCCCCCUCCCUCUUUUCUCUUCUUUCUUGCCCUUUUGUACUUAUUCGGGUGGCGGAUUCCAUCUAGAUCGGCACCCUCGUAGUCACGGUGGCGUCCGGAGAAGCCGGAUCACGCGGUGGCGGCGCCAUGAGCGCGGCGGAGGACACCGUGGCGCGGUCGCCGCUGGAGAAGCCGCUCGCCGAGCUCACCGAGGAGGACAUCGCGCAGCUCACACGAGAGGAUUGCCGCCGCUACCUCAAGGCCAAAGGGAUGCGGCGGCCGUCGUGGAACAAAUCGCAGGCGAUCCAGCAGGUUAUCUCGCUCAAGGCGCUUCUCGAGGGGCGCCCGGGCUGCAAUGAUUGUCCCGCCGGGGGCGAAAUCCUUCGGAAGUAUGUCCCUCCUCGUACCCCACCGCUCCUGGCGCCGUCUCCCCAGGAUUCUCUCUCUCCUAGGGAAGUGGGAAGAUUGCUGCCGCCGCCGAGCCCGUACCGGAGAAGAGACCCGAUCCCGACGCCGCAACAAUCUGCCGGAUCGCCGACUUCUCGGACGUCUACUGCCGUAGUAGACCACGCGGAUACGGCCUUUCCAGAGAAUAGAUUCCUCUCUGCCAGGACGACGGCGGAGCUGCCGGCCGCGGGGCAGAUGACUAUAUUCUACGACGGGUUGGUCAAUGUCUACGAUGGCGUGGCCUGCGAUCAGCGGCGUCCCUCGGCCUCGCAGGCGAAGGCCGUAUUAGACCUGGCAGGCAGCACGCCCAGCUUCGACGGCUUCGCCUCGCCGGGUGUGGCUCCCCGGUUCCCUGGGCACCUCUCCUCGGCGGCGACUGGCAGGGCGGACCACCACGCGGCGGACGGCGCGGUGGACGCGAGAGCACCGCGGGAAACAGAGCCUGAUGGUGGAACCCGCAGAAAUGCCUCAUUGAAGAGAUACUUGGAGAAAAGAAAAGAUAGGUUUAAGGGCAAGAAAGUUAUAGAAGGUCCAUCUUACUCAUGUACAGAAAAAAUGUUACUCAGUGAGAACUUCAGAUGCCCAAAUCCAAUUGAUUCUUCAGACUUGAAUAUGACAAGCCUCCCGUCAACGGUACAACAUCAACCACCUCAAUCUCCAGCUAGCUGUGCAGAAAACCAAGUUCGGAAAGACAAAUUUCUCAUAGAUCUCAAUGCUGACGGUGAUGAGGAUUGCUGAACCUGUCUAGCAUUUUGUUCAGCAACCAAGACAGCAUUUAGCUCAGCAACCAAGACACCUGUAAUUUUGCUAUUCCGAUAAGUGGAGAGGAAAACUACAAACUCAAGUUGCAGAGGUUCUCAUUCGACAUUUUUGUGGAACUAGUAUAUGCUAUAAUCUAUCGUCCUUUAUUCCUGCUUUGGAUUUCACUUAUCCAAAGGUCUUCGAUUGAUGUAUCUGUGGGAUCAUUGAUUAUUUCCUAUGCCGAUACCAGAAACAAAGUCGUCCAUUGAAGCUGAGUGAAAUAGAACAAGAUGAUGGAUGCUGCUAACCCAAGACUCGACUGUAUUGUUUAGUUAUCUUCCUGCCUGUGCAUGGCGGCAGCAUGCUCCCAUUUGGAGUUACCGACCAUCGCGAUGAUCAGAUUGACAUGACUGGCCUUCUGUCUUGUGUGGUAAAAUUUAGGUGGCGUGUUAUUUCUUUGUAUGAGAUGGUCACGGAAGUAGUUGCUUUAGCAUAUCAAUAGAAUGAGUUGCAUGACAUUAUUUGAGCUCAUAUUUCUUUGUA
Molecule: messenger RNA, 1805 nt
Organism: Zingiber officinale
Lineage: Eukaryota; Viridiplantae; Streptophyta; Magnoliopsida; Zingiberales; Zingiberaceae
Product: protein TIFY 4B-like
Exons: 9
Coding region: 222-1259 (345 amino acids)
Biological process (GO): regulation of defense response; response to wounding; regulation of jasmonic acid mediated signaling pathway
Cellular component (GO): nucleus
Source: RefSeq, a predicted model, not a curated record